Messenger RNA from Aspergillus ibericus CBS 121593, 3990 nucleotides. RefSeq lists its product as uncharacterized. The coding region runs from base 1 to 3990 and encodes 1329 amino acids. NCBI's taxonomy places the organism in Eukaryota, Fungi, Ascomycota, Eurotiomycetes, Eurotiales, Aspergillaceae. Gene Ontology annotation, cellular component: cytosol. The record is from RefSeq and is a predicted model, not a curated record. Gene Ontology annotation, biological process: glutathione metabolic process. Gene Ontology annotation, molecular function: 5-oxoprolinase (ATP-hydrolyzing) activity. The transcript is spliced from 7 exons.
AUGACUCUCUCAGGCAUCGGGAUCUCCAUCGACAGCGGUGGCACCUUCACUGAUAUCCACGCAACCAUCCCCGGCAUAUCAGAGGACAUCGCUCUGAAGUUGCUUUCCGUCGAUCCGCAGAAUUACGAUGAUGCACCGACGGAGGGCAUUCGUCGUGUCCUCGAGAUCGCGACCGAGAGCCAGAUCCCACGGAGACAGCCACUUGACCUGAGUAUAGUCAAGAAUAUCCGCAUUGGGACAACAGUGGCGACCAAUGCCCUGUUGGAGCGAAAAGGUGAACGGUCUGCGUUGGUGAUCACCAAGGGAUUUCGUGAUCUACUCUUGAUAGGUAACCGUGCAUCACUGGACAUAUUCGGGUUGACAGGUUCGAUGCCACUGGUGUUGUAUGAAAAGGUGAUUGAGGUAGACGAGCGAGUCGUUCUGGAAGACGUCCCCGAGGGCCCCGAAAGGAUGGUGGCCGAUGUUGACUUUGAUUCAAAACUCAAUACAGGCGUCUCGAAGCAAGCUGUACGGGUUCUGCGAAAGCCGUACCUUGGUAUCGUCCGACAGCAGCUAGAGCCACUCCUUGACGAUGGAAUCACAAGUAUCAGCAUCUGCUUCAUGCACAGCUACGCCUAUCCGGACCACGAGUUGAUGGUGGCAGAUAUUGCUCGGAGCAUGGGUUUCAGUGUGACAAUCAGCUCCCUUAUGCAGCCAAAGAUAGGAAUGGUAGCACGCGGUCAAUCGGCUACCGUGGAUGCGUACCUGACACCUCUCAUUUGGAAACAUAUCGAGUACUCUAGGAAGACCUUCACUAGUCAACUGGGCGGUUCAUUCUUUCCACGAUGCGAUUUCAUGCAGAACGACGGAGGAGUGGUCAACAUCGGCAAUUUGGAGGGAAACAAGGCUAUCUUGUCCGGUCCUGCGGGUGGUGUAUUGGGAUAUGCCUCGACCUGUUAUGACCAGUCGUCUGGCAGGCCACUCAUUGGCUUUGACAUGGGUGGCACAUCAACGAAGAUUUCACGAUUCGCCGGACAAUACGAGCACGUCUCGGAGACGGUAGCUGGCGGGGUCACCCUAGGAAGGCCCCAGCUGAAGAUCACCAGCGUCCCAGCGGGCGGAAGCUCUCAACUAUUCUGGUCAGAGAAGUCCUUUGAAAUCGGACCAAGCAGUGCCGGCGCAUAUCCUGGACCAGCUUGUUAUCGAAAAGGGGGCCCCCUAACAGUCACUGAUGCAAACCUUCUCUUGGGCCGUUUGGUCCCAGAAUGCUUCCCCAAGGUAUUUGGACCAAGUGGGAAUGAAGCACUUGAUUUAACAACCACCAGAAGGAUGUUCGCCGAGCUUUGUUCGAAGAUCAAUGACAGUACUGAGCCAGGCAGGAGUAACUCCACUCCAGAGGAGGUAGCACUGGAGUUCUUGCGAGCUGCAAAUGAUGUUGUGUGUCGCCCUAUUCGCUCGCUGGCCGAAGCACGGGCCUCUGAGACUAAACACCAUGACCUCGUUGCAUUUGGCGGUGCUGGUGGUCAGCAUGCUUGCUUCAUUGCAUCCUCUUUGGGAAUGAGUCGAGUCAUUUUGCACCGUCACAGCUCCAUACUAUCUGCGUACGGCAUGGCCUUCGCCGACCAAGUUUCGGAUCUCCAAGAACCGCUUGAAUGCGUUUUCCACCCGGAUAUCAUUCCUCGAGUCCAAAGCAUCGCGACAUCAUUGCGAGGUAAUGCGGAAUCAGAACUACGCGAUCGAGGGAUUGAGGAUCAUGACGAGAUUGAGAUUGACCUUUAUCUUCAAAUGCAUUACGAAGGAUCUGAUACUGUGUUGAUGAUCCCUAAGCCACAAGAUGGUUGGGGCUUUGCAGAAAUGUUCGCAGAGAGACAUCGACAGGAAUAUGGUUUCACAGUACCACGAACGGUGGUUGUUGACAAUGUUCGAUUGCGUGCAGUCGGACGGAAGAAAAGCACUGGUAGCUUGUCACCAGCUCAACAGCUUGCCUGUCUGAAAAAUGUCAGGGCCCCAUCACAGGAUACAAUGAUGAUGCGCAAGGAUGUCUAUUUUGAAGGGCUCGGUUGGCAGCUUACCCCAAUCUAUCGUCUUGAAAGCCUAACGACCGCCGAUCAUAUCAAAGGGCCAGCUUUGGUCAUUGAUAACACUCAAACCAUUGUGGUGACCCCAAAUGCGCAAGCAACGAUCCUAGAUAAUCACGUGGUGAUUGAUAUCGUUUCUUCAAGUUGGACCCCAGACAGUCAGGCAGUGGCUGCUGUUGAUCCUCUGCAAGUGCCAGUCUUUGGCCAACGGUUCAUGUCUAUAGCCACACAGAUGGACCGAUCAUUGCAAAUGGCAUGCGUCAAUCUCAAGCUGAAUGAACGCUUGCAUUUCUCAUGUGCUAUACUUUCUCAGGAUCGAAGACUGAUCGCCAGUGUGCCCCAGAACCCUUCUCUUCCGAGCACCAUUCAAUGUGCCAUGCCGUCACAACGUGAGGUCUGGAAGCACAAACUCCGGGACGGAGAUGUCCUUGUGCUUAGGCAAUCUGUCCGUGGGGACACUCAUCUUAUAGAAAUCACCGUGAUAACCCCUGUCUUCCACAAUGGACAUAUUGUAUAUUAUUGCACUUCGACAGGUGUCUUUGCUGGGUUGUCAACACCAGACCUGAGGGAGCUUCGGCAGGAAGACAGAGAGACUACACCAGUCAUUUUGGUGCGCGACGGCGUCAUUGAUGAAGAGAAUAUCCGGAAAAAUAUUUUAUUGCAGCUCACAGAGUUACCUGGGCGCAAUGAUUCACCCAAGCUGGCUGACCACCUGGCAAACAUUCAUGCCUUGAUUGGUGCAAACCAGAAAGGCAAGAAUUUGCUGAGGAAGAUCCUAGAGGAACACGACGUGAAAACAGUGAUGUCAUAUGUGAAAGCCAUGGAGUCAAGCGCCGAGGCCACGGCUCGCCAUCUGUUGAGAGACUUGCAUGUCACGCAUGAUGGCAGACUGCUGAUCACAAAUGACUUUAUCAAUGACGGUAUCCCAAUUUGUCUGGCAAUCACCAUCAACGGUCACACGGGAACAGCCGACUUUGAUUUCACUGGAACUGAGCCGCUGACUCUAUAUUCCAUUAAAGGUAGGACUGAUCUUCCUCCGGCUGUGGCCUACUCGGCCAUAAUGUACGCGUUGCACCGUUCGAUCGGGAAAGACAUCACCAUGAAUCAGGGGUUUCUUAACGCCAUCAACGUCAUUCUACCACCACAGCCUGUGCCCCCUCUAAGGCCUGACGAGAGCUGUGUCUCAUCCCAGCGCGUUAUUGAUUUGAUAUUGCACUGCUUUGACACUUGCGUGACGAGCCCGGGACGUGUCCACAGUUUGUCGCUGAGCGCUAGCAGCCGCCUAAGCUCUGAUGGCACGUGUAUCCCGGGCUAUGGCUACCAUGAGACCAUUGCAGGUGGCACCAGGGCUGGAUCUGAGUCCCAUGGGAUGGAUGUCAUGCAAGCAGGCAUGACGCAGACACGGGUCACUGACUGUGAGCUCUUGGAGCGACGGUACCCUUGUCUUGUCCGAGAGUUCAGCCUCCGGUAUGGCAGUGGUGGGAAGGGCAAGUUCCACGGAGGAGAUGGAUGCAUUAGAGACAUCGAGUUUCGAGAGCCAGUCUUGGUGAAGCUUCUGUCAGAUCGCCAACACCCGAUUCAGCAUGGUCUCCAGGGUGGCAAAAACGGCCAAGCAGGCGUCAACUUGUUCGUUAAGAAAGCCACUACCGACGGAGAAGAAGAUCAAGUCAUCGAUCUUGGUCCAAGGAGUACGAUCGAGGCGUGCAAAGGGGAUCGUGUUAUCAUCAAGACAUCUGGGGGUGGGGGGUGGGGAGACCCAUCUUCCGGCCGAGAUGGAGAGGACUACGGCAUGCCAUUGCGGCCAUCGUGCAAGUACGGUUCCUUUUCACCGAGACCAUCCACCGCCUUGUCAUCCACCGAUGGUCCGCUCAUAUACUCCAGCGUCAAAUCUCAUGGCGCAGACAACUCGACAUUACGCAGACACUCACAUUAA